Messenger RNA from Clunio marinus, 533 nucleotides. The record is from the annotation of a GenBank genome assembly. NCBI's taxonomy places the organism in Eukaryota, Metazoa, Arthropoda, Insecta, Diptera, Chironomidae.
AUGACAUUAAACUUUUCACAAUCAUUAUCACUUCUAUUUGAUAAGAUAAACGAAAACAUUAUUAAAGUUAGCGACAGUUUCUCUGUAGACAGCAAGCUUAAGCAUUCUAAAAUGAGCGACGGUGCUUCAUGCCAGAGUGGCGCAACAUCUAAUCUAAAGGAUUCUCAAAUCGUGAAUUAUGAUGUCAUAAAAGAUCUUCCAAAUCAUCCUGAAAAAUUGUUGAUUGAUGUUCGUGAACCCGAUGAACUCAUCGAAACUGGAAAGAUUCCAACAUCUAUCAACAUCCCUUCGAAAACUCUCGAAGAGAAAUUAAAAUUGAACAAUGAAGAAUUUUUCAAAAGCUUCGGUCGUCCCAAGCCAACAAAUGGUACUGAAAUGAUUUUCCAUUGCAAAGGCGGUGGCAGAGCUGGUCAUGCCGCAGAACUUGCAAUAUCAAUGGGAUAUGUCAAUUCGAAAAGCUAUAAAGGAUCGUGGCUUGACUGGUCUAAGAAUGAAGGUCUGAAUUGACUGUAAAAAUCACAAACAAAUUUUUG